AUGUUGCGUUAUCCAAAGCGAAGCAUCCUGGUCAUCUAUUCUUACCAACAUUACUGCUGGUUUUUGGUAGCUCUCCACCAAGCUAUCCAGACAUUGAGCAGUGGAGAAGGAGUUAAAAUCAUCCUGCUUCAACUUUCUGAUCAGGUGCACUUCCUCCUGGCCGGUAUGCAUCACAUCUACCUCGAUGGAUACAGCUUCAGUGUGUUCUUCAAAGACCUCGAGUCUGCCCACAUCGACCACCGACUUCCACCCCUUCCAGUGGAAUCACAAUAUCGCUCUUUUGCACUCCAACAGCGAAAGAUGUAUGAGGAUGGUGAUGUUCUCAAGUCCAUUGAGUACUACCGUCGAACCUUUCCUAAGGAGUUUACACCGAUUGAACUUCUACCCUUCGCAACUACAGCUUCACGACAAGUUGCCAACGAAUACUCGCAGCAUGAAGCCAAGCUGAACAUUCCACCUGACAUUUCAGCCAAGGUCCGACGGGUUGCCCGCGCAAAUCGGUCUACUUCGUUCCAUGUUUACUUGGCUGCUUUGAAGAUUCUUCUAUUCUCCCUGCUUCCCGAUACCGACGAGGUAUUUAUCGGAAUUGCUGAUGCGAAUCGCGGCGACAAGAAUUUCAUGGGCAGUCUUGGCUUCUUCUUGAAUCUUCUUCCACUUCGCUUCCGACGGGGCAAGCCAGGCUCACGAGUAAGCUCGACCAUCCAAACUACCCGGGAUGCAGUAUAUGGCGCGUUACAGCAUUCCCAACUUCCCUUCGACGUGCUUCUGCGAGAGUUGAAUGUUCCAAGAUCCGACAAGUACACUCCAAUCUUCCAUGUCUUCAUGGACUACAGACAAGUCGUCCAAGAGAGGUCCUCCUGGGGUGGCUGUAAGCUUGGGGGUGAGAAGUGGUGUAAUGCUGGCACUGGGUAUGACGUUGCCUUGGAGGUAACGGAGAAUAUUAACACCGAUACGCUUCUAAGCUUGAGACUGCAAAGGCAGCUUUAUUCUGAAGAUCAUACCCAUGUUCUACUUCGUUCUUACCUGGGCGUGCUUGAGUAUAUGGUUCGGGGAAGCGACAAGGCUGUUGAUGUAGCUCCUACUUGGUCCAGCUAUGAUCUUCAGGCUUCUAUUGAUGCUGGCAAGGCGCCGGAAUUUGAGCCUAAGUGGCAGUCAACCAUCAGCCAUCAGAUCGACCAGGUGAUCCAGAACAACACUGAAAAGUCUGCUCUGAAAGAUGGUAACGGGAAUGUGCUGACUUACGAACAAAUGGGCACCCGAAUCAACACUAUCUCCAAGGCACUGAUAGACGCUGGAACAGUUCAGGGCACGGUUGUUGGUGUAUUCCAGGAGCCUUCUGCUGACUGGAUCUGCUCUUUGCUUGCAAUCUUCAAAGCUGGAGCCGUCUAUGUUCCUCUCGAUCUACGCAAUUCCAUUCCUCGCUUGGUCAGUAUUGUCAAGGCGUCUCGUCCUUCCGUCAUUAUCACGGAUGGUACUACGGAUGACAAGGUAGAACUCAUCGGUGCCAAGUUCGUCACCAAACUCCAGCUCGCUAGUCUUGAUGAGUCGACCCGUCGAGACUCUACUAGUAUCAACCAUGCCAAGGUCGGAUCUCUCGCUGUCAUCCUCUUCACUAGCGGCUCUACCGGCGAACCCAAAGGUCUCAUGAUGACGCACACAAAUCUCGCGUCGUACGCCGAAGUGUCAAGCAAGACUUUUGCAAGGGCAGAUGAAGACCUUGUGGUGCUUCAGCAGAGUCCAUUCAGUUUCGACUUCUCGCUCGAUCAAACCAUGGCCGCUCUGACCAACGGUGGAUGCCUGUACGUUGUACCUACCAGCAAGAGAGGCGAUCCAGACGAAAUCAGUAAAAUCAUGGUUGAGGACACCGAAACCAUACGUCAAUGCACCUCAUGGAAAUACGCAUUCUCUGGCGGUGAGGCGAUGAGCUACAAACUCGCCCGCGAGUUUGGCAGUCUGAAGUUGACUAAUCUUCACGUCUUCAACGGAUAUGGACCAGCCGAGACUACGAUUCUCUCUCACAGAAUCGACCUCAAGUAUGCGGAUCCUGAUCUUCCCGACCCUUUACCUGCAGGAUAUCCAUGGCCCGGCUUUUCCGUCUGCAUUGUGGAUGACAAGAUGCGGCCACUACCUCUUGGUGUCCAGGGCGAGAUUGUUCUUGGUGGCCCGUGUACCGUAGUGGCGAUCGGGGCCGGCUAUCCCCUGACGGCUCAUGUCGUUUUUGCCCCAGAGCUCCCAGAACAGGAUCGAGAAGGCGUCAUGAAAGCACUCAGACAAACGCUCCCACUUCCGCCUUACAUGCGUCCAUCUCUAUUCCAGAUACUACCAGACAUACCAAGAACUGCCCAUCUCAAGAUCGACAGAAAGGCAAUCCAAGAUAUUCCCGUGCAGAUAGCCCAGUCAGAAAUCUCUCAGAGUCUAACUGACUCCGAACAAAGGUUGAGCGAGCUCUGGCGCCGCGUCCUGCCCCUCGACCCUGGUUCUCUCACUCACGAAUCGGACUUUUUCCUCAUCGGAGGCAAUUCAAUUCUUCUAGUGAAGCUCCAAGCCUUGCUAAGACAUUUAUCAUGGACAGCACCCAAGCUCGUGACACUGAUGGGAUCAAGCACUCUUGGCGCCAUGGCAAGUGUUCUUGAGGACUGCGGCCCUGUCAAUAUCAUCAACUGGGACGUAGAGACGAAUUUCCCCCAUAAUCUUCAGCUCGCAACACCACUCCGUGUCGCUGGCAAAACUACUGAUAUCAAUGUUCUGCUAACUGGUGCGUCGGGCUAUCUUGGACGCCACCUUCUCUCCAGCUUGAUCAAGGAUCAUCGUGUGGCGCGAGUCCAUUGCCUGUGCCGCACUUUGAACAAUGACAAGAUGGUGGAUGAUCCUGAUAGCAAAGUCAAGAUCACCCAAAGUGAUCUUACGGAGCACAACUUGGGUAUAUCUAAGUCGAAAUUUUCUCAGCUGGCGACAGAAGUAGAUGUUAUCAUUCACUGUGCUGCCAACAGAUCCUUCUGGGACAGAUACGAAGCUUUGAAGGCCGACAAUCUGGACUCAACAAAGGAGCUCGUCAAAUUCGUUGUUUCUUCGGGCCGAGCCAUUCCUUUACACUUCAUGUCAUCCGGCGCUGUCGUCAAGUACAGCAACGGACUAACACCUCCGGCGGAUGGUGGUGACGGCUAUGUGGCUACCAAAUGGGCGUCAGAGGCUUUCCUGAAACAAGCUGUUAACUCAAUCGGUCUACCUGUUUUCAGCCACCGUCCUGUGGAAUGCGAAUCAGUGCAUCAAUCAGAAGAGGAAGACAUGUCCAUUGUCAACGAACUUAUGCAAAUCGUCAAAUUGCUCGAAUGUCGACCAUCUUUCGACGGAGUGGGCGGCUUUGUAGAUGUCAUGCCCGUCAGCGAGGUCGUUGAAGCUAUUCACGAGGCUGCUCUCAAUUCUCAAGCUGGAGAAGGACUUUGCAUUUUGGAACACAAAGCACAUCAGCGAGCUUAUGUGGAAUCGUUCGCUACAGUGGUCGAGUCUGAUGAUAGCUUGAGCAAACUCCCCAGUAUCCCCAUCUUAGAAUGGUUUGGAAGGGCGAAGAAGGCAGGUUUUUCUUAUUUCUUGGCAUCGCAAGAUCUCGUUCUUGGAUCACAGCUAUUUUCAAGGCGUUGA
Fusarium venenatum is the source of this 3639-nucleotide messenger RNA. The record is from RefSeq and is a predicted model, not a curated record. NCBI's taxonomy places the organism in Eukaryota, Fungi, Ascomycota, Sordariomycetes, Hypocreales, Nectriaceae.